UCAGCGUUCACGGCUUUACUGCACUUUUCAUUAUGGACACUAUAAACGUGUAAUUAACUUUAUUUUCAGUUCAUGGAUUUAUUUUUUCAGGCGUAUUCUGACAGAGUUUGAAUACAGCCGAAAUGUUCACGUUGACCGUUCGUCGUGUUUACAUGGAGCUUGCAAGCAACUGCCGUCUCUACAAUAAACAAUAUCUUACAACCACCUGUAUUCGGGCAAACUGUUUCUCCUGCGCUACGAUUACCUACCAGCAACCAACCUCCUGCGCUAUGAUUGGCUGGUAGCACAAUAUUCUCGCAGGUCAGCCAAUCAUAACCCAAAGAGGGCGGGCUUUACGGAAUACCGGUAGGGGGAAAAAUAUCACACUAGCACACAUCCAGAACUUUCUAGAAAGCAAAGCGCGAGAAGAAGAAAGCGGGCUAAUGGCAAGCGACAAGAGUUUUACUGACAGCUCCAUAGACGCGGACCCAGCGCGAGCUCUUCAGGAGCUGAAUGUGGCUUUAGGUGAGAAGGCUGAUCAUGCAGAAUGGCUGUGUCAACGAGCAUAUGCACACAUCCUGCUCAAAGACUAUAACAGAGCAGUUGAUGAUGCUAAGAAAGCACAGGAGCUUCAGCCUGGUAUGGCACUUGCAUUCCUGAGAACAGGAAUUGCAGAAUAUCAUCUUAACAACAUCAGUGCCGCCCACCAAGCCUUCACAGCUGGAAAAGGACUUGAAGGUGCUAAUGAAGCCUUUCAAAUGUGGAUCAUGAAAUGUGAAGAGAAAAUGGCAACACAAGACCAAAAUGGAACCUCAAAUUUGCAAACUGCAACUCCACAUGUCAAACAUGACUGGUACCAGACAGAAUCUCAAGUCACUAUCACCCUAAUGGUGAAGAAUGUCAAGAAGGAGGAUGUUAGCAUCGCAUUUAAGGAAAAGGAGUUGAACGCAUUGGUAAAACUUCCAUCUGGUGAGGAUUACUGCCUAAAUAUCCACCUUCUACACCCUGUGGUUCCUGAGCAGAGCACAUACAGGAUCCUCUCCACCAAGGUGGAGAUAAAAAUGAAGAAGACGGAAGCCAUCCGGUGGGAAAAGCUGGAAGGCGAAGGCAUCCUUCCCAACUUGAAGCACUUUUCUCCCUCGCCGAACCAAUACCCGUCAUCCUCCCACUACACCCGCAACUGGGACAAGUUGGUGGGUGAUAUUAAGGAGGAAGAGAAGAAUGAAAACCUAGAGGGAGAUGCAGCACUGAAUAAGCUGUUUCAGCAGAUCUACUCUGAUGGCUCAGAUGAGGUCAAGAAGGCCAUGAACAAGUCCUUUAUGGAAUCAGGAGGCACAGUUCUUAGUACCAACUGGACAGACGUGGGUAAACGAAAAGUAGAUGUUAAUCCCCCUGAUGAUAUGGAAUGGAAACAAUAUUGAAGGAACUUGGCAUGUUGCUAUCAUCAGACAUACAGCUCCAUAAUCACCUCACAGCCUUGGCCUUCCCUUUACUUAUGUUCCCAUUAUGUCCUGUUCACAUUUGGCCUGUCCUUCAGACCUAAUUGCAUAAUGACAAGCUGGGACUAAUCGUCGUGGUGGGCACUUGUUUAUCGCUCAUAAUUAUUCGCCAGUGACACUGAAGAUCGGGCCCGGAUGCGAUAUCACUGUGCCUGAGAACCAGAACCACCCCCUGUUAAUUUAAACAUGUAGUACACCUGCAGUUUUCUUUCUUUGCCCUUACAUUACAGUCUGCGAUGUGAAGAACGGCUGUCUAGAUCAUCUCGUCUUUGACGUUAUUCGACCUUCUCGAAUAUCAUUCAUCACUUGCCCAUGCGUCAGGAUGCAUAUUGGCCAUUUUUACAAUGUAUUUCAUGGGUUGUGUUUUCCUUGAAGAUUAUUAAAACACAUUGUAAAUAAAUUUUUCUCUUUGGUCUGAAAAA
This is a messenger RNA of Hemibagrus wyckioides, 1900 nucleotides long. RefSeq names its product SGT1 homolog, MIS12 kinetochore complex assembly cochaperone (gene sugt1). NCBI's taxonomy places the organism in Eukaryota, Metazoa, Chordata, Actinopteri, Siluriformes, Bagridae. The transcript is spliced from 13 exons. The coding region runs from base 423 to 1400 and encodes 325 amino acids. Gene Ontology annotation, biological process: protein stabilization. The record is from RefSeq and is a predicted model, not a curated record. Gene Ontology annotation, molecular function: protein-folding chaperone binding.